GUUUAAAAACAAGUAUGGAAGUGUCCGAGGUCCUCAGAGACUUGGGGCAGUUGAUGGAGAAGUAGCUCGUCGGUGCCCCAGGCUGCUAAGCUCUCGCUGCCUUCAUUGCCGCGGCGCGGCCGCAGGGCCAUGCUGGCUUCGCGGGUGGCGCGUGGCUCGUGGGGUGCCCUGCGCGGAGUCGCUUGGGCGCCGGGGGUGCGGCCGGGCAAGGGGCGCGCCCUCGGGGCCCUGCUGCCGCCCGCACCUAUCUGCCUGGGGUGCCUGGCGGAACGCCGGUGGUUGCGCCCGGCCGCGUUCGGCCAGUGGCUGCCUGGGGCAGUCCCGCGGAGCCACUGUUCAGGCGCGGGGAAGGCGGCGCCCGGGCCCGCGGCCGGAGAGGGUGCCGCCGCCAAGGCCCGGGGCGGCCGGUGGGGCCCAGGGAGCGCCGCCAGCCUGUAUGAAAACCCGUGGACAAUCCCAAAUAUGUUGUCAAUGACGAGAAUUGGCUUGGCCCCAGUUUUGGGCUAUUUGAUUAUUGAAGAAGAUUUUAGUAUAGCGCUAGGAGUUUUUGCUUUAGCUGGACUAACUGAUUUGUUGGAUGGAUUUAUUGCUCGAAACUGGGCCAAUCAAAAAUCAGCUUUGGGAAGUGCUCUUGAUCCACUUGCUGAUAAAAUACUUAUCAGUAUCUUAUAUGUUAGCUUGACCUAUGCAGAUCUUAUUCCAGUUCCACUUACUUAUAUGAUAAUUUCAAGAGAUGUAAUGUUGAUUGCUGCUGUUUUUUAUGUCAGAUAUCGAACUCUUCCAACACCGCGAACACUCUCCAAGUAUUUCAAUCCUUGCUAUGCCACUGCUAGGUUAAAACCAACCUUCAUUAGCAAGGUAAACACAGCAGUCCAGUUAAUCUUGGUGGCAGCUUCUUUGGCAGCUCCAGUUUUCAAUUAUGCUGACAGCAUUUAUCUUCAGAUACUGUGGUGUUGCACGGCUUUCACCACCGCUGCAUCAGCUUACAGCUACUAUCAUUACGGUCGGAAAACGGUUCAGGUGAUAAAAGACAGUUGAAGGUCAUGCAUCAUUGUUAGCAAGGAAGCAAUAUACAUCAUCGGCGGCAGGGCCAGGAGAAAUCUACAGGAGUUUCCCUCUUUUGGUGUUCAGCUUGAAAAAGGACUUGUCACAACAAACCAUGUCAUCGAUAUUUAAGUAAUGGCAUUGAAAAUAAGCUUGAUCAUGGGCAUAUGCAGAAUUUUCAAUGUAUUUUUAAAUACAAAUAAAACUAUCAUUUAGAAUUUUUUAAGUUUCUUGAUUAGCUUAUAAGGAAACAAUUAACUCCAAUUAUUGUCAGUCAUUUUUUAAAUGUUUUUUAAAAAAAUAGUCCAAAGCAUGGAAAUGUCUCUUUAAUAAAUUUUAGAUUGCCCACAAAGCACUAGGGAAUUUCCUGCAUUUAAAUAUAUAGGCUAUACAACGUGGCUACACAAUUUUAUGUUUAAUUUGAUUGGUGUACAUAUUAAUAGUUCCUGUGGUUAAUAUUUAAUCAUUUAGGAUAAUGACAGUAAAGGUAGCUUAGUUGUAGAUGGAGUAACCUUAUAAAGGGGUUAU
Molecule: messenger RNA, 1572 nt
Organism: Phyllostomus discolor (pale spear-nosed bat)
Lineage: Eukaryota; Metazoa; Chordata; Mammalia; Chiroptera; Phyllostomidae
Gene: CRLS1
Product: cardiolipin synthase 1
Exons: 7
Coding region: 130-1038 (302 amino acids)
Biological process (GO): cardiolipin biosynthetic process
Cellular component (GO): mitochondrion; membrane
Molecular function (GO): cardiolipin synthase activity; CDP-diacylglycerol-glycerol-3-phosphate 3-phosphatidyltransferase activity
Source: RefSeq, a predicted model, not a curated record